Puccinia graminis f. sp. tritici CRL 75-36-700-3 is the source of this 1971-nucleotide messenger RNA. RefSeq lists its product as uncharacterized. Bases 1 to 1971 code for a protein of 656 amino acids. The record is from RefSeq and is a predicted model, not a curated record. Lineage: Eukaryota; Fungi; Basidiomycota; Pucciniomycetes; Pucciniales; Pucciniaceae. The transcript is spliced from 5 exons.
AUGUACAUUUAUCAUGCUCUGAAUAUCCUGACACUUUCCCCCAAGGAAAAGUGUAACAAUAAGGGGACUGCACCGGUCCCAGCAGCAGAAUUGACCCCUGCUAUAUCAGUUCAACACAUCUCACUCCGCACUCGAGUUAUUCAGAUUGAAACUUCUGAAUUAUAUAGAUCUGUCCUUCAGCUACACUCUCCAGGCAUCAAUCGAUCACCUAAUCACUCCAACUCGUAUCACUGUACAAACUCUUUGUCGCCAAAAAACUGUAUUAACAUGUCCUCCCAAUCGCAACCUAAGACCACCGCGGCUAAAACCUACUCCGAAGCCGUCUCGGCCUCUGAAGGCACUCGCUCCAAACCGAGCAAGCAAUCUAGAACGACCCCGAAGAAACCAAAGAAACAAUUCAAGAGCCCCGAAGUCGUGCCUUCCGAGUGGGACCGUGACUCCGACUCUUCAGCUAAGAAAGGCGAGCCUCGUCCUCCGACUGUUCCCGCUACUAAGCCAGCCAAGGCAGUAGUUAAGGCUAAGAAGAUCUCGACCUCUGCUAAAGUCGAUCAGACUCAAACGAAGGAGAACGAUCACCCAAACAAAGUUCAUCCGACUGACACUCGUGAGAAGAAAAAUAACCAGCUUGACGACCCGUCCCCCCAAAUUGAUCCCUUUAAGAGUAACGAGAAGAUCUCUAAGCUCAUCGAUAAGGACUCGAUCAGCCAUCUUACUUUUAAGAAGUUGGAUCAAAGUCCUCCAAAAGACAUAGUCACUGAUUCUCCUAGCAAACCGAUCACGAAGAACGCUAGCGAUCAAUCUAGUCGGAACGUCAAACCUCCUUCUUCCGUUAACUCAGUUUCCGAAGCAGCCAAAAUCUUGCUGAACGGUCCCAAGACUUUCAACGAACCGGUUGAUCGAUCGACUCAGAAAAAAUUAGAUAACUACUUCGUUCCGCAAGGCCGAACGGUCCGAUCAGUAUCAUCGAGGUCGUCCGACCAUCCAGAUAGCUCUCAUACCUCCUCCUCAUCGGUCAUACAGAGCGACGGUAGCGACCUUGAUAUCAUAACUGGAGCCACCGCCCAACUUUGGUCGAGGCACAAGACCUUACCGGCGCCCCUAGAGGAAGACACGCUGCUAAGAUAUCCUCCAGCAUAUCAUCCGCUUCUUCAAGCGGUGAAGCUGAAUCAAGAAUAUUACCGUCGAGCGAAAAAGACAAACAACGAGUCUCUGAAAGUAGUAGCGCUAAGAGCAGCCGCGAAUCUACAAACCAACCUGCUACACUCGAUCAGCCAGGAAGAGUUCCUGAAGUUGUUCAAUUGGAAUCCAACCUCGGAGUUCGAGGAGUAUUUGAACGGAGAGAAGGGCCGUCAAUUCUUGAAGAAGAGAGGGACCGAAGUUACUCCGACUCCGCCACCCGAAGUGCAGAUGCAACCACCGGAGGCAGAGCGGUCUCACCCCCAACCUCAAGAUCAACCAGCGGAACACCAGCCUCAAUCUCAGAUGUACUAUCAUCCGAACGGCUACUACUACCCGUACCAACCGAUGAAUCAGCCCGCUCAGAAUCAGUGUUGGCCCCAACAGGGGUACAACCAGGAAUACUCGACUUACCAGCAAGGCUAUUACCCACCUCAACAAUGGGUAAACAACCAGACGGCCCAAGCGGAACCGCCGAUUCCUCCUCAACAGACAGGAAAAAAGGAAAGCAAUCAAGCUACGAAAAGCAACCGCAGCCGUCCAAACAACAGGAAGGCAAAGGGACCAAAUUGGAUUCCUCCUCCGACUCUAAAGCGAUCCCCCCGAGACUCUUGGGAGGCAAAUGCGAGGGAGAGACGUCGAAGGUCCCACCAACUCUCAAUCCACCAAGAGAUGAUAAGGCUCAACCGCACGACUCAGGCUCAAUUUCAAGCGCUCGAGGCCAUGAGAAAUCAGAACGCAGGGGGCGAGAAUCGUUGUCAACCCCGAGAGGGCGCACAGACUCCAAAAAAUUAA